Molecule: messenger RNA, 5505 nt
Organism: Trypanosoma theileri
Lineage: Eukaryota; Euglenozoa; Kinetoplastea; Trypanosomatida; Trypanosomatidae
Exons: 1
Coding region: 1-5505 (1834 amino acids)
Source: RefSeq, a predicted model, not a curated record
AUGGCUCGCCGAAGUCAUCGAAACGUCAAUUCACCCACGAACGAAUCUCAACCAUAUCAACAACAAGAUCGUAAGAGAAGGCAAGAUAUAAAUCACAAUCACCAUAGUCAACAACAGACAAAAUGGAAAGAUAAUAACACACGUGGACGGCGACGGGAACGCGAUGAUGUGCAGAGCGAGAAUACAAGAAAACAACGAAAUGAAACCAAAACAACUGGUCGUUUUUCUCAUCGCCACGGUGCAGCAACAAUACCAACAACAACAACAGCGGCGAGAGGAACAGAUCGUUAUCCAUCUGGAAAUGCAACUCCAUCCAAACAACAACAACAACAACAACAAAAGGUAUCGUCUCGGGCAUCGUUUGCUGCAUUUGAGCGUUUAGUUAAAAUACAUUUGACUAUGCGGAAUAAUUGCGAGUCUCUACAACAAGAACAACAAAUUCUGCAUGGCUUCUCUACAGUUUGUGGAGAGGCUCUAUUGCAGUUAGAAUUACCACUGCGCCGUGGGAAACAAUUGGACACGGGUGAAAAAGAAAAAGAAAAAGAAAUAAUAGUGGAAGUACGUGAGAGAUCUACAGAUGAGAGUGAAGGCGGUGGUGUGGAGGAAAUGCCUGCACUCUUAUUAGCAGCCGAUAGUUUACUGUAUGCAAACCCCAUCACAUUUCCCCCAUUACCCCUCGAGGCGUUAAUAAAGAGCAGCACUUUGCAUAGACCAAAUACACAUGAUGGAAGUGAGGAUUUGCUCUUGGCGGAAAUGGAAUCCCCGGAAGUUUCACAGAAAGAAUCAACCAUAAAAGGAGAAGAAAAAGAAGGAAAAAGAAUAAAAAGAGGAGGAGUUAAGGAUACGGAUGAUGUGGAUGCUACUAGUACAUUGUGGGAUUGUAGUACACCUGGUCUGGAGAGUGUUAUUGCAGCUUUACAGCGUGUGCCUCUUGCAGAGAUUGUACAGUUGAUGGAAACCCUUGCGUACUUUAAAUGGGUAAAGGAUGAGAAAUUUCUACUGCGGAAGUUAGGGGAAUCUGCAUUAGAGGAAUUGCGUAGUGAAGUGGUAGCACUUCAAAGUAUCCAUGGAGAAAAGGGAACAGAAGAAGGAUCUUAUUAUUCUCAUAAUCACAAUAACGUUAGUCAUGAGAAGAUGACUAAUAAUAAUAAUAAUAAUAAUAAUAAUAAUAAUAAUAAUAAUAAUAAUAAAACGACAAGUAGCACAGUUAAUGUCAAGAGGAGUGAAAAGCUCGAUAGUAUGGUCAAGAAAUUUCUUGAUUGUAUUCCCCGUGUGGAUCGUGUGGAAAUGUUAUCAACAUCAUCAUCAUCAACAGCAACAAAUUCGUCUUCCUCGCAAUUAGAACCCCAUGUACAUGUUAUUGAUCUCAUGUUAAAUCUAUUAAUGCGUGUGUGUCUCUCUGUUUGGCCUAAAAUAUCAUUUGGUGAUCAGACGGCUCUUGUGCUUAUCUGCAGUUGUCCCUGGUUUACUCAGAGUCUAGCCGUAGAGGCGGCAACAUGGAUGACCUAUUAUCAUCUUAAAAGCCUCGCUAGUGGAGAUUCGAGUUUAAAUUACCAACGAACCUUUAUGUACAUACAACGUCUGCGUCGUCUCUGUUGGCCAACAGUGUAUGAUGUAGAUACUAGCAUUGUACGAAAGUUGUUUUUGUUAGAUAAGACCUCAUCCGAAAGUGUUAUUACAGUGGAUAAUAAUAAUAAUAAUAAUAAUAAUAAUAAUAAUGAUAAUGGAGAUACAGAUGUGAAUUCCAGUAAGAAAGAGUCUAAACAACAAAAACAAGAACAACAGAUUAAAAAGAUAGAUGAAGGUAACAAAGCAAAACACUCUUUUCCAUUUCGAGAAUUAACAUGUGUAUUAUAUGGAACUCCAGAGAAACAACAAAUGGCUUAUGAAUUACUUCUCUUAUGGUUAAUGCAGGCCAGCCCAACAGACCUUCACCGCACUUCUCCACAUAGACACUACAGUAGUGCUACCACUAUUGCCAUUGCCGAUAUAGACCGUUUCGUCACGGAACGCUUUUAUAAAGAACACGAAAAAGGUCAUUGGCUUCUAUUACGAUCGUUAGAGUGUAAUCGUGAUGCCCCUGGACUCGCGGUAGAUGCGGCGGCGGCGAUGGCGGUUGAAAAUAUCACACAAAGUGUAAAAACACCGUACUUCCUUACACGACUUUUAUUCUGUAAAUAUCAUCUUCUUAUUCCACGUGUAUGGCAAAGUAUUAGUGUAAAACGAAGGGAGUUAAUAUGGGCUUCUUGGUUACGUGGUGUGGCUGGACCGAUGGUAAAUGUGAUGCUUAUGAAUCCAGUGAAUAUAAAUGGAAAUAGUUUGCAUUUUUUAGAGUCACUCAUAGCUAUUUUAUCAUCUGAUGUUAUGUUUUUUCGAUUUAUUACUCGUCUCGUCAUUGUUUCGUUACUUGAUAUGGGAAAGAUAGAGAAUAAUCGAUCUGCAGAAGAGUUAUGUACACAAUUCAUUGAACUAGUGUACACUAGUGCCCUUAUCCUUCAUUGCAGUGCAAACAACUUGUCUGGGACUAGUGGUCUAAUAGAUGCAGAGGUAACAACAAUAACAACAACAAACGAUACGAAUGCCGUUAAUAAUAAUAAUAAUACUAAUAGUAAUACUAAUAAUACGCUACAACAAGAACAACACCAGGAGCAGAGCAUCGUUGUUGCUAUUCGACGACCUUUUAAGGCUGCCUUAAAUACUGUGAUCCAUCGACUGGGAGCUGAACAUGUACCAGUGGCUGAAUCUCUCUUAGAUGCCUUUCUCUUCCGCAUCCAUCAAUGCGAUAUGAUGGGAACAGAACCCGUGCAUUCCAUCCAACGCGAGAUUCUUCAUAUCUGCGGUGAGGACACACGUGAGGUCCUGCGCCGUUGGCUUUCCCAGCGGGCGACGAUGCGGGAGGAAGAAGAGGAAGAGGCGGAAGCGGGCGAAAAGAAAGUGGCGAUGGACUUCACCGUGCGGGGUUGGCGGCAUGCCGUGCGGGCAGCGGAGGCGGGGCUGCCAACAACACUGCCGGGAUUGGUGGAAUGUGCACGGGGAGUGUUGAUACUCCUCCGAAGGCGUGGACACCCAUUCUUUCCUCCACAACAACAAGAGAAGGAGAAGGAGGAAGAAAAGGAAAUGGGAAAAGAAGGGGUAUUUAGUGUGAGUGAACUGCGGGUGAUUCUGACCGUCUUGUCUCGGGCGAUGAUUUCACGUGUUUCAUCGUUAAGAGUUGGGGGAUCAACGAGUCUUUCCCAGGAAAUAAUAUCUCUCACCACAUCCUCGUAUGGAGGUGAGAAUGGGGAGAACAGCCAUAAUAAUAAUAAUAAUAAUAAUAAUAAUAAUAAUAAUAAUAAUAAUAAUAAUAAUAAUAAUAGUAAUAAUAAGCAUACGGAAGGACAAACAGCUGUAGUGAUAACGAAUCCCAGUAGUUCAGAACGUGCGCUUCUUCUAGAGAAGGCCCUUUCUGCAGAAGUUGUUUCUAAAGCGAAUGAACUUCCUUGGACAUCUCUUCUUGAGGCCAUUGAAUUACAUCUGGUUCCAUACAAUAUAUUAACAAUUCCUUAUAAUGCCUUACAUGAAAGUAGAGCUGCGGGUAAUGCCAAAUUCCAUGCUAUGCUGCACAGAAUGGAAAAAGAUAUUCAAACACGACGUCAUUAUCGUCUUGUGGGAAAUCUUGUGUUUUAUCGUUGCUAUGCCUUUGCCAUUCCCAACGAUAGUGGAUGGGCAGAAACUGCACGAGAAACGUACACUCAUACACAAGUAGGGAAAAAAGAAAAGGAAGAAAAAAGGAAAAUAAUGAUAGAUAAGGAAAAAACGAUUAAUGAAUCUGAAUAUUCAAAAGGUAACAGUCCAUCUACAUCCCAUAAGGAUGAACGAGAAUUACAAGAUAUAACAUGGCUUCUCUUAAAGGCUUUGGUUCGAGGUGAAAUGGGACAAGCAAAGAAACAGAAUAAGAAUAAGAAGAAAACGGCAACAACAGAAAAAAAAGAAGAGGGAGAGGGUGGAGAAGGAGGAGAACAAGUAACCCCAUCAUCAUCAUCAUCAACAACAACAACUACUACUACUACUACUACUACUACUACUAGUAGUACUACGGAUAACAAUAGUGAUAUUGAGAAUGUAAAAGAAAUGCAAAUGGAACGUAUUCUCGGUUGUCAUGCUCUGAUGGCGUACAUGCGACUGGCCCAACCAAACACAUCUUCCCCUGCAUUGCGUGAAGUAUAUGAGGAAUUCCUCCAACGCGCUACACCCACCGCAGCACAACUCGCCGGUCCACACACCGAUAGUGAUAUGGUUUUCUUAUGGCUCGCCGCAGCAGCCACACUUAUGGGUGUGCGAUUUAAUCCACCGAGAUCCUACACGUGGCCAACAACAGGCACAAUAACAAAUAUGCAGGAUUACAACGGUUCAACAGAGUCUCUAUCGUUAGAGGAACGAACAAUGCGUGUGGUGACGUCCCUCGCACCAUGUGUACAAAGUGAGUUACAACAACGCUCUAAUCCACGAUUAAAAUUUCUUGUUAAUGUUAUUGUAGCUAUGCAAGUAUUUGGAAGUCUGGGUCUUUUUAUGGAUGCUGGUAGUCUUAGUGUUGAUCAAUUGCUACUACGUGCGAGUUCUGAACGUCGAUUAUUACACCGUCAUCUCAAUCUCUUUCUUGUUGGUUGUUCUGUACUCCCCAGUACUCGGCAUGCUUUACUGAAUACCGCUUCAUUUCUGCGAGAAGCACGUAAUAUUCUUACACCAGCAGAGAUUGAACGAUCUUUUAUUGCGAUUGCGUUAUCCGCAGAUGCUUUUGCUAAACAUCAUGAGGUACAGGCGGAUAUACAACAACAGCAACAACAACAACAACAAGGAAGUAUGUUUGAUCUUGCUCACUCUACGGCUCCUACAUUACGAGUUACUCCAACACAAUUACGGCAUGCUUGGAGUGCUUUAACUCGCCGAAUGUUGGAGUCUGUGAAUGAGAUUCCUACACCAGUAUUUGUAAAGGGAAUUCAUUGUGCUGGGGCUGUAGCCUGUGUAGAUACAGUUGUAUUUCAACAACUUUUAUCAUUUAUAGUGGAAUUUCGACAAAAGGAACUUUCACUUAUGGAUUGGACUGUAAUUCUUCGAACAGCGCGAAAAUCAUUUGAAAAUCAAAGAGUAUUUGAGGAAUACCUUCGAGAACCUUUACAAACCCUUUUACAGGAAAUGGAAAAGCAAAUCGUUAAUCCUCGUUUAUUUGUACAAGAAUAUCCACAAGUUGAACUCAAUAGUGAACAACAACUUGAAAGACUUUGUCUCUUUAUAGAAGCAUUACCGGAGAUGUUUGUGGGGGAUGCCGAAUUCUGGGAAUUAUUACGUCGGGCUCUUAGAGCUCAGUGGAUGAUGUGGUCUAACUCUUCCUCUCUUUCCAAGGAGUCCAAACAACAACAACAACAACAACAGCCCUCAAAGGUGUGGUUGGAAGAAAUUACGAGAAGUUAUGCAUGGGCAGUACGUACUGCUGGACAUCAUGAUUUGAAAGAUCCCUCUAUUUUAUGA